AGCCAAGCUGUCACUACCAGUGGGCCUUAUCCAUUUUUCCUAUCUGAAUUCUAGUCGGAGACGAAAUCCCCUGCGUCGUCCGUACGCCACCGACAUCCUUCCGCCGCCGACCUCCCACCUCCGCCGCUAUGCAUCUAAAACCCUUCCUCGGCUGGGUCCGAUCAAAUCUCACGCCAAAACAAAUCUCACGCGAACCAACCACCGCAAUUUCGUCGCGCAAUCACAGCAAUCUCAUCGCAAGCAACGCUCCGCCCCUCCUCCGCCGCAGCUUUCCGAUCUGCAGAUCCGGCGGCGCGCGGAGCCAUGGCGUUGCAGCAGCAGAACAACCUUCCUCGCGCAACUACUGCAGCGCAAGGGAUGCGCUGCCUCUCCUGCACCGCAGCUGCGUUCCGCCCAGCAAAUCCGGCGGGGCGCGGCGCGAUGGCUCAGCUGCCGAGCCUUUCUCCCCCAACCACAGCAGCGCAAGGAAAGCACUGCCACUCAUCCGCUACAGCGUCUCGGCCGGCAGGUCCGGCGGCGCGCGGCGCCAUGGAGUUCGAUUACUUCGACGUCAUCGACUUCGAGGCCACCUGCGAGCGAGAUUCAAGAAUCUACCCGCAGGAAAUUAUCGAGUUUCCUGCGGUCCUCGUCGACGCCGCCAACGGACGCAUUGUCUCAUCGUUCCGCACAUACGUGAGGCCUCGGCACCACCCGCGCCUCACCGCAUUCUGCUCCGAGCUGACGGGAAUCCGGCAAGAUCAGGUCGACGGCGGCGUGGAUGUUGAGCAGGCGCUGGCGAUGCACGACGCGUGGCUGACGGAGGCGGGCGCCGCCAAGAACCGCCUCGCCGUCGUCACUUGGGGCGACUGGGACUGCCGCACAAUGCUUGAAUUUGAAUGCAGCUUCAAGGGCCUCACCAAGCCAUCCUAUUUCAACCAGUGGGUCAACCUCAGGGUACCCUUCGAGGCAGCGUUCGGCGCUGGGCGGCGCAACCUUCAGGAGGCAGUCGCGGAGGCGGGUCUGCAGUGGAACGGCCGCCUCCACUGCGGGCUCGAUGAUGCCCGCAACACGGCGCGCCUCCUGGCAGAGCUGAUGCAGCGAGGGGUGACCAUCUCUAUCACCGGCUCUCUGGCGCCACCGCCUCAGCCAGAGCCGCAGCCGCAGCCGCAGCCGCAGCCGCAGCCGCAGCCACAACUUCAGCCGCAGCAGCCUCCAGUGAAUCAUAGCUUAAGCUCGUGCUUCAGUGGCGCUGUUGCUGCAGACUGCUACUGCUACUGCGGCAUGGCUAUCCGAAGAGGGGUGAUGGCGAUGCCGGGGCCAAUGCAAGGGCAUUGCUUCUUCAUCUGUGGCAAUUGGACGCCAUCUUUGGGGCCGGUGUGCCCUUUCUUUAUCUGGGCGACCUGAUUGCCAGCCGUCCGCACUCCAUUGCGUCUUCAUCAAUCUUCAUUAAGGUCAGCUAUCUACUUACUUUUCCUACACAUAUUCAUAGAGUUCGUGCAUAGUUAGUGUUCAGCUAGGUAGGUUCUGCACUCGCUCAAGAGUUCAUGGUUCUCUGUGAAUCUUUGUCUUUAUUUACUUACACAAGUUAUUAAUAGUUUGUUUGUUUCACAAUAUUACCGUUUUGCUCAAAUCACAUUACUAUUUACUAAGCAGUCUUUUUUUUAUCAAUUUCAUGAAUCUCCCUGUCCCUGAUGAGAUCAAGCUGCGAGUUACUUCCCCGCCUGUUCAGAUGCAUCGUCAUCCAUGAAAAGCUAAGUUUCUGAUAUCUGCCCCUUGCCCAAUUCAAACUAUAUCUUUAUAUCUUGUUUUCUCUUUUCCAACCUUGAAUCUGCAAUUCUUUAGCCAUUCGAUAUCAUUUUCAUUCAUGCCCCCCAGGGUAUAUGUUUGCGCCUGCACAGUCAGCUAUAGAAGCAAUAAUUAUCUCAAUAUCUUUUUUUAGGUAGCUUAGUGCUAUUACAUGUAAUUUUUUCACUCACCUCCUCACCAUUUACUGCACCAUUCAUCUUCCAUUGCAUUAUUACAUCAUAAUUUGCAGUAGGCUACUCAUCGAAUGCAUAUCUGUUUCCUCUCUUUGCAGUAGGCCAUUCAUAUCCUGAUACUAGAGUUCUGAUACUAGCCAUCCUUUUGCAUGGUCCAGUCUCAGUUACAUGUUAUUACUAAUCAUUCUUAUACUAGUGAGACUUUAUCCUUAAUUAUAGUUGCUAAUAAUUAAUGUUAAUAUGCCUGUAAGAUGGAUGUCAUUUAGCUAAUCUGUUCAUUUGCCUGGGAUCACAGACCACCAUUCUUUCUAGAGUUCUGUUUUCCUAUAUAAUAGCAGAAUUUACAGUUGCUAAUCGUUGAUUAGACAGUUCAAAAUUGCAUAAUCUGCAUCUAAGAUGGCUGCCAUUUAGCAAAUAUGUCCAAUUUGGUCGGGAUCACAGUACUGCCAUUCUUUUUAGAGUACCGUGUUCCUACACGGUAGCCUACAUAGCCUAAUACACUAAUCAAAUUGUCAUUCUUUCUUUUACAUCUACUCUUUACUAAUCAUCUACAGCUCAUGUGGUUGGUCUGGUCAUAAUGUGAAACAAUGUAGUGUCUACUCUUUAUGACCAUGUAUAUCAAUUCCUGUCUUUUUGUGUUUGUACACUGCAAGUCAAUGCCAGUCUUUUUGUUUGUAUCAUCAGCACAACAUCUUUUUAUCCCACAAAUUUAUAUUUCCCCCCCUUUUUUUACAGAUGGUACCCUACUACAAGGCUCGUCAAUUCGAUACGGAGUGAGUUGAGAUGGCACAUGCUACUUGGCAUCCAGGAGGGACUUCAGGAUCGCCUUGUGCUCCCUACGGUGUUAACAAUGGUUGAUUCCAGCUGUGUGAUGCUGACUGUAUGGGCACUUGAGAAGGUUUUCAUUCAGCUGAUCAUGACGUGGCACAGCAAGCCAGGGGUUGACUUAGAUCACUUCUGCUAUUCGCAUAUAUGCACAUCUAUAUUCUGUAAUGUUCAAGGAGUUUGAUAUGUCACCUAUAAAAUUUGCAGUCGGUGCACAUAUAUUUGUGUUGACUCUGUACUGUGUAAAUUUGAAAUCUGCAAUUUGUGUGGACAUCUAGAAUUUUGUAUUGAAUCGGAUACUUUUCGCUUUUGUUUGA
Messenger RNA from Panicum hallii, 3100 nucleotides. RefSeq names its product ERI1 exoribonuclease 2-like. The record is from RefSeq and is a predicted model, not a curated record. The transcript has a single exon. NCBI's taxonomy places the organism in Eukaryota, Viridiplantae, Streptophyta, Magnoliopsida, Poales, Poaceae. The coding region runs from base 304 to 1383 and encodes 359 amino acids. Gene Ontology annotation, molecular function: 3'-5'-RNA exonuclease activity; nucleic acid binding. Gene Ontology annotation, biological process: exonucleolytic trimming to generate mature 3'-end of 5.8S rRNA from tricistronic rRNA transcript (SSU-rRNA, 5.8S rRNA, LSU-rRNA).